AUGGAAGCGAACUUGAACAAUUCAUCUUCCGACAAAUCGUACUCUCCGCCUGGUUCCCGAGGCUCUACGCGCGAUACCACUCCCGAUUUCGGCCCUUCGGUAUCUCACGCUUUCUCGAACCUGGGAAUCGAAAGCUUCUCUCGCAGUUCCCACAUGGACGCUUCGACAGGCCGUUACAAAAAGCCUCAGAUGAUGUUCCGUCCUCCCAACUGCCACAUCGAAGAUCCCAAUUCUGCAGCGCCUCGCCGCGUCGAUGCCAUAAGCUGGCGGGGAGACUAUGGGACGGGACCUGGUCAAGGUCGAACUCAGAGGCACUACCAUUCGCUCAGCUCAGCAAGAGGCCCCGACUACCUGAUGAUGGCAUCGCCGGUUCUAGAGCGUCAGAUGGGUAGAGAGGCAGAUGUAAACACAACAGGCUUCUAUGCCUAUUGCUUGGACCGCGGAAACGGCACCUUCACUCGGCUCAUACCUGCUGACUUGCUGCCGCCUUUGAUGGGUAUCCCGGCUGUUCAAGAUGGUACUCAUGGCAUGCUUGCUCUCCCUCCCCCUCAGGGACUGGAUCCUCAAUACCCGGCUGCCAAUUCUGUUCAGCCUGUUGCUUUCAAGACACCUCCACCAUCACCGGCACCAGUAUCUGAUGCUCUUCAGAGAAGAAUCGACCAUAUUGUAGCGUCCACCCCCACACCACCAAAGAAGCCGAAGAUCUACUGCGACAAGUGGGUUCACGAGGGUGUUUGUGCCUUCACGCAGCAAGGCUGCAAGUACAAGCAUGAGAUGCCACUGGACAAGGCAACGCAGAACUCUCUGGGUCUGUUUCAUGGACUGCCAGCAUGGUGGAAGAAGCAGCAGGCUGAGCUUCAGCGGCAGCAGUCACAGGCACUGAUGGAGCAGAACAAUGAUACUGAAGCGUUCUUCGAUGCUCGUCAGCAUCAAACACAACAGCAACAGCAACAGCAACAGCAAAGUGGCCUUGUCUCGCCCAUUAAAGGUGAAAAGGGCCACACUGGACCAGCGAGAGCUGCACAGUCUUGGCGGAGGACCGAGGGUGUCCGACUUGAGCCUCAGUGGCAAAUGAGCUCCAUGCCAUUAUCCACAAGACAGACUGGAGGAUACAUACACUCUUCUGAGCAGCGGCCUGCGUACCACCAGAAUAUUGAUUCUCCAGCCUCAUCCUGUGUCUGGGGACCCAUUGGUCCCCCUUCGAAGCAGACACUUGGCCAGGGCCAGAUAUAUCCUCAAAGCCCGGGCAACUUCAGCGCGUCUAACAACUUUGCGCUGCUGCGCACACUAGAGGAAAGUUUGGGCGAGAGGGACGAUGACGUUUCAUUUGAGUCUUACUAG
Molecule: messenger RNA, 1341 nt
Organism: Colletotrichum destructivum
Lineage: Eukaryota; Fungi; Ascomycota; Sordariomycetes; Glomerellales; Glomerellaceae
Product: Putative Zinc finger, CCCH-type
Exons: 4
Coding region: 1-1341 (446 amino acids)
Molecular function (GO): metal ion binding
Source: RefSeq, a predicted model, not a curated record